This is a messenger RNA of Colletotrichum godetiae, 918 nucleotides long. RefSeq lists its product as uncharacterized. NCBI's taxonomy places the organism in Eukaryota, Fungi, Ascomycota, Sordariomycetes, Glomerellales, Glomerellaceae. The record is from RefSeq and is a predicted model, not a curated record. Bases 1 to 918 code for a protein of 305 amino acids. The transcript has 2 exons.
AUGAAGUCUUACAUUGCCAUCACUGCCGUCGGUGCCAUCAUUGGCGCUGCCGUCAACGGUAUGCCCGUUCUGGACAACCAGGCCUCUGCCAGCGUCUUGAACGCUCAGAUUCCCGCUCAGGCUGGUGUCGCUGGCUUCAAGCACAACAUCCGCCAGGAUGGUGGCUUCGGUGGCUCUCAGCGCAUCGUGAGCUUCGGCUCCAAGGGCCCGGUCGUUCACCAGACUACCAGCACUUCCUGCACCAAGACUGCCGCCGAUGGUCACAAGCAGCCCAUCGUCACUACCAUGAGCAAGUGCACCACUUUCUCGGUCAACGAGGCUAGCCUUGGCCUCACUGGCAUCAUGGAGAUGUGCGCUGGCAUCAAGAGCACUGUGAGCAUGGACAUUGGCACCAAGACCACUCUUGAGCAGGUCGACGCUCCCAUCGUUACCGCCCCUUACAUCACCUCCGCUCUCUCUAUGGAGAUCGCCACCUCUGCUCCUGUCGAGCAGACUACUACUCAGGGGAUGAACGAGCGCAUAUCCAGCUGGUGCGUCACUGCGACUCGCAGCGAUGGCUCCAAGCCACACCUCUGCACCGUCUCUGUGGACUACGAGCACCCUGAUCCCACCCGAACCUUCGUCUACACUCCCUUCUCCGGUCCUACCCCCACUGAACCUACCUUCUUCCUCACCACCCUGAGCGAGGACCCGGCCAUGCCCUUGAGCGCUCCCGUCUACACUCCCUUCGCCAACGCUACUAGCUCGGAGCCCAGCUUCUUCCUCACCACCUUGAGCGAGAACCCUAAGAAGGUCGCUCCUUCUGCUACCUCAUCCACUGAGGACGUCGAGAUUGGUCUCCCUGUCAUCACUCGUGUUUGGCCCGCUGAACCCGUCGAGACUGAGACUCAGACUGUCGUCGUUACCGCCGGCGUCUAG